This is a messenger RNA of Porites evermanni, 315 nucleotides long. The record is from the annotation of a GenBank genome assembly. NCBI's taxonomy places the organism in Eukaryota, Metazoa, Cnidaria, Anthozoa, Scleractinia, Poritidae.
AUGAACAUUAUUACGUAUCAAGACAACGACCAGUUGAACCGACCACAGGCGUCCGAAGGUGGAAUUUAUACACAUGAUGUCCGGGCUACUUCCCCGGUCUCCGCUUACCAGCUGUUUAAGAGGUUUCCUCGUGUCUUUACUGAUGGUGUAGGUGCUCUUGCAGGCGAAUAUCACAUGGUGCUAGAUAAGUCGGCUAGGCCAGUUCAACAUCCUCCUCACCGAGUUCCAUUCGCCAUCCGCGAACGUCUUAGAGAGAUACUGGAGGAUUUAGAGAAGCGUGAAAUUAUUGCUCGAGUGACAACGCCCACCCCUUGA